GUCGUUACCGUUGUCUUCUUCGUCAAGCGUCAUUGUGUUUGCUGCGUUGUGUCGUGGCAACAUCACAUUGUGCCGCUGCCAUUGCCUGUGCUGUGCUGUGCUGUGCUGCUACUCCUGCUGCCUUUGCAUUGUAUAUUGGGCUGUCAGCUCUCAACGUUGUCAGUGUCAAAAAGAUGUUUUAGUCGACAACUGAACGCUUCAACGGAAUCAUGUCGAAUAAUUUCAAUAGUGUUGCGCUGCCUGUUACCACUACUAACACUACGACAACAACAAAUAUAACUACUUUUUUCGCAACAUCUAAAAUUACUACUGCAGCAACAAUAACAACAACAAAAGACAGUUUCACUUCACUUGUAAGCGACAGCGCAUAUUCGACAGCUGCAAAAAUAAUACAAAUAUUAGCAACAAAAACAAGAACAGCAGCAGCAAUAAAGACAACAAAAACACUAGCAAUACUUAAAACAAAUGCAGCAGCAGCAAGCGCGUGCAAUAUUGUAAAUUUGCAUUAGCUGCUGCCACAAAAACAACAACAAGAAAGUGAAAACGUGUUAGCCCACACAUAUAUAUAUAUAUAUAUAUAUAAUAUAUAAGUGUGUAUGUGUAUUUGCUGCCUGCUAUUGCAGCUUUUCGUGCUAUGCUUUUGACUCGAACGCCUUGCGCCUUUAGUGUUGGCGGGAGUGUCGUCGCUGUUUGUUGGCAGCGUUAUCAUUAGUGUGACGGCAAGAACAUUUGCUAAACGCUGAAGACAUUGUGUGUCGGCGCUGACGUACGCAAUUGACAACAAAUCCAAGUUUAGUCAAUCAAAGGGUGCUCAAUGAAAUUUAAGACGCAGUCACAGUCGGACAUAUCAACGCAGCAGAUUAACGAUGGAAAUUAAGCAAAUCAAAACACAAAAACCGAAAAACUUUAAGCACAAAAGCUAAAUAAAUAAAUAGCGCUUAGCAACAAAAACAACAAGAGACUAUAAAUUACAGCAAAUAGCUGCUAAAUCACUAGACUAAGGCGCUAUGCCUAUAAAUUAAAACAACAACAACAAAAAACCAAUUGUAUAAAACAAAAAAAAAGAAGGCAGAAGAACAGAAUUAAAGCAAAAACAACAAGAAUAAAAUUACAAAUAAAAACAAAAACAAAAACAGUAAAAAUACAACUAAAAAGGAAAGCAAAAGCAAUAGAAAUUAAAAUAAAAAGGAGAGGAAAAAAGGCAAAAAAAAAAACAAAAACCACAACAAACAGCACAAUCACACAUUGCCAGAAGAGCUGUAGUACAGCAGCGCAGCCUUGCCACCCACUUGCAGACCAGGAAAUUGUUUACAUUGCCCUCAUUCAUAUUUGAGCGUUCACCCGUGUACGUAUGUGCGUGCGUAUAUUUGCUUGAGAUUGACACUUUUUGAUGACCGUCACUCUGCGAACAGCAACAGCAGCAGCAGCAGCACCAGCAAGAGCAGGAGUGCCGAAACGUCAGCCGGUGUGACCGACUGCGUGACCAGUAACACAGACACGCAAGUAGCAAUACCCAGCUGGCCGACACAAACACAUACAUAUGUAGAUGCAUGUGUGUGUUUUAUGGCAUGUGAGUGUAUGUGUAAGUUAGUGUAGGCCCAACCUACAAUACGCCGCAGCACAUUUAUUCACUUAUCCAGUGGAGCGUGCGUUAGCAGAACAACAACAACAACAAUAAAAACAUUUGCAACAACCACAGUAAAAGCAACCAAAUCAUUGCAAACACAUUCCUUUCCUUGUGCUUCACUUGACUACCCAACACUCCACACACAACGCUAGAUAGAGCGUCUCAGCUCUCCGCAGCACAUCACUAAAACCAGCCGCCUGACAUUUGAUUUAUUUGACAUGUGUGUUUUUGAUAGAGGCAUAACACGCUAGUGACACGUUCUCGUACAAAUUCAAAAGACACAAUAAGGCUGACAUACAAGCAUACACACCAACACACACACAUACAUAUAUAUAUAUAUAUAUGCUUAGCUACAUAUGUACAUGCCAUCCAUCUCUGCCCAACAGCGUCAAUAGCCACUUUUAUAUGGGUGUUUGUGUGUUCGUUGCCAGCGCUAGUGGAGCGUCUAGAAUUUGGAAAACUGACAGUAGCUACUAAAUAAAUCAGCGAAUGUCUUAAAACGGCAGCCGAACGCGCACAUAAAAGCAUUUACACUAUUUAUUUUUAAAAGCAAAUAUUUCUUGCAUCUUAUUUACAACAAAAACAAAAAAGUACCAACAACACCAACAACAAUUUUUGGAGCAAAUUAAUCGCGGUGGCCGUGGACGCUGAUAAAUCAGUUAUACAAAGUAUGCGACAAGUGGCAAAUGUUUAACACAACAAGAGUCUAGGAAGAGCCUCCCUCGUUUAUAAGGGGAAAUAUCAAAACGCCCGCACGCACGAGCUGAAAGCAAAAAGCAAUACAAAAACAAAACUCACAAAAAUCAGGUGAACGAGGUCGCAAAAAAGUAAUACUUGAAUAAUAAAAAUAAAUUUAAAAAAUUACAAUAAUAACAACAACAAUAACAAAAUUAAUUUAACAACAACAAAUAGGCCGCUAGCGAAAGCAAAUUCGCGUGCAUUGUUGUUGUUGUAUUAAAAAAAAAUAUUUUUAAAUAAAAAACCAUAAUAACAACAACAACAACAAAUAGACCGCUAACGAAAGCAAAUUCGCGUGCAUGGUUUUAUUAAAAAAAAUACAAAACAAAAUUAGAAAAAAACAACAAUAACUACAACAACAACAAAACUGAUAAAAACAAGCACAAAGCUAAUAAAACAACAACAACAAAUAGGCCGCUAACGAAAGCAAAAAUCGCGUGCAUUCUCUCCAAGUGGUUUUUGUAAAUGUUGUGUUUUUGCUUGUAAUUGUGCUUGCUCAGCGCAAUUAAAUACACUUUUGUCAAGUGUUUGGCUCGCACAUUUACUUCGAUUUCGCUUAAUCGAAAACCGGCAGCUAAGAAAUGAUGUUGCACGAAGCAGUUAUGCUGGAAAUUUAUAGGCAGGCGCUCACAGCAAGUGAGUUGACCAGCCCGCGUUGCCAAUCACGCGAAUCGAAUGUAUCUGCAGCGGCAAUGGAGGGACGUUGUCCUUCAAAUGGUUCGCAUUGCUCCGGCAACGAGCGCUCAACAACACCCGCAACAAGCUCACUACCCAGUACACCGCCCGCCGGUCUACCGCUGCAGGCCACACUAGCACCAGCAGCAGCAGCAGCAUUGCUGCCACCACAAUCCGCCGCCAUGGCUGCCUACUUCAAUGCAGCGGCAGCAGCAGCAGCACAACAAAAUCACUUACUGCUAACCAAUCCGCUAGCAGCCGCCGCGACGCUGGUGCAACAAGCAACACAAGCGCAUUCGCCAACAACAAAUCGACAGCCGACAACACCCACCUCGCCGCAAACCGAUGCAACCAACGAUGAGCCAGUAUUGGAUUUUAGCACCAAACGCCGACGGGUAUCCGAGCGUGAGAGUGACUCCGAGGAUGACAAUGAUGAGCGCCAUGCUGAUUACGGUGGCAUUCAGAUCGCUGAGACAGCAAUGGAUGUUAAUAGUCCGCUUGAUUUGACAGUUGGUGGACGCAAACGUGCCGCAACCGUUGAAGAGCCACCACACAUAGCAAUGCGUAAGAGCUUACGCACGGCGUUGCCACCGGCCGCCGCCAGCAACUGGGUGCCAACAAUCAAUCCAUAUUUAGCCGCAGUGGCCGCGGCCAGCUUAUCGCCGCCCAAAUCGCCACUCUCGCCGCUCGAAUGGAGCGGCAAACACAAACUAUUGCCAAAUGAAGCUACCAAAGCGUUAGAGAAAAUGACUGAAAUGACAAGACUUGGCUCGGCUACAGACAGUGCCGAGCUACCGCCGCAUCGCCAGCUCAGUGCCAACGGCAACAAUAGCAGCGCAAGCAAUGCUGGCAACGGUGGACGACAUAGUGCGUGGCAGUCGCAUUGGCUGAACAAGGGUGCAGAUGCCGUGCGCGAUGUCUUCAAGUGCGUCUGGUGUAAACAGAGCUUUCCCACGCUCGCCUCGCUGACGGUACACAUGAAGGAGACGCAACACUGUGGUGUCAAUAUGCCUGCCACGGCGUCGGCAACAACUACUGGUAUCCCCACCAAUGGCAAUCAGUCGGCACAAUCGACACAUCACUUACGUCACACAGCUAAUGCUGGCACAACAUCGGCUGCCACAACAACAGCAACAACAGCGCAUACAACGACGGCCGCCAAUAAAUCUGAUCUCAAUUUGUUAAUCAAAGAAACGAUGCCAUUGCCACGCAAACUGGUGCGUGGCCAAGAUGUUUGGCUGGGCAAAGGAGCCGAGCAAACGCGCGAGAUUCUCAAGUGUAUGUGGUGCGGACAGAGUUUUCGCUCGUUAGCCGAAAUGACAUCGCACAUGCAGGAGACGCAACACUACACGAACAUAAUAUCCCAAGAGCAGAUCAUUUCAUGGAAGUCGACGGAUGAUAAGAACUCGAAUGGCAGCAGCGCGACUUCGAAUGGUGGCGGCGGCGGUGGCACAACAACAACAUCCACAUCACCUGUCGUGACAACGCCACCAGCGUCUGUUGGCGGCCAAAAUACAACCGCCGCUAUGCUCCAGUCCAGUCCCAGCCACAACAACACUAACAACAGCGCAUCGGCUACUGUAAGUGCCGUGCUGACAUGCAAGGUGUGCGAUCAGGCAUUCGCCACGCUCAAGGAGCUCAGCAAUCACAUGAUGAAAAAUUCACACUACAAGGAGCAUAUAAUGCGUGCUAUGGGCGGUGUGGAACAUGCCGCAAUGACGCCGACCACGACUGCCGGUAAUACCAACGCUGGCCGUAGAGGUGGACGACAGCUGCGUGAAAAACGCAAAAAGUCAUUGCCAGUGCGUAAACUGCUGGAGCUGGAGCGUGCGCAACAGGAUUACAAGCUCAACAGUUUGGAUCCGGCAUUGAAGCCGUUACGUGACUUUGCCGCCACUACGAAAAUUACAUGCGAGAAAUGUGGUGAAAAGAUUGAGACAGCGCUAUUUGUCGAUCACAUACGGCAGUGUCUCGGCGGUAUGUUGCUGGUGCCAGCACGCAAUCCUAACAGCAUCAGCGACAGCUUGAAGUCUACCUUCAAUGCCAUGGAACAGCUGGCGAGUCCACAAACCCCCACUAGCCGCAGUGAUGGACGCAAAACCGCCGAUAGCAAUAUGUCACAUGCCUCAGCCACGCGUCCCGAAAUACUAUGUCCGCUACCGAAGGAGGGUGAAAAGACAAGCACAUCUUCCACACCUUCAGUGCUCAAUGCCAUCGAGCAGCUGAUCGAGAAAAGUUUCGACACACGUCCACGUAAUAGCAGCAACUACACCGGCAGCGGUAAUGGCAGUCAACGCAGCACACCCUUGGGUUCGAGUAUUUUGAAGCGACUGGGUAUUGACGAUAGCGUGGACUACACGAAACCACUGCUAGAUCCGCAGACUAUGCAUUUUAUGCGUUCCUACUCCAACUACUCGGCGCGCGAUCGCAGCGCUAGCGAAUCCAGUUCGAUCUCCGAACGUUGUAGCAGUCGUAUCGAGUCUUUUACACCCGAACGUAAUACCACGCAAGUAACACCACGUCAAACUCCCGAGAAGUUGGUGGCAACAAUGGAGCUGAAAGCUGAUACUGUUACUAUGGAAGACGCAGCCGCCGUUACAAUGCACACAGAGUUGUUGAAUAUUAAAUCGGAGCCCACAGAGAACGCAGAAACCAUCAAUGAGUCACAAGAACGGCCAGCGAGCGAGCAGAAGGACGCUAUGAAUUUAUCAGCCACAUCUCCGCAAAAGAUUUCCGUUAAGAAGGAGUUCAAUAUGAUCGAUCAGCAAGAAGAUGAGCGUCAAUCGAGUGAUGCGCUACACUACAAGCCGCAAGCGCGCACACCCUGCUCGCGCGCUACCAGUCCAAGUGCCAGCGAACGCUCCAUCACGCCCAAGUCCACAACAUCGUCGGCAGAUAAGCGCUUCGGAACUGUGGGUAGCAGCCUCACAGCGCUUUCUUCUAUGUUUGAUAGCUUAAAUAAUAUGAGCAGCAGCGUGAUUAGCGCACAAGCACAUACUAACGUAGAGAGCCUCGCUGGCGCAGAAACUAAUAAUAACAACAAUAAUAACAAUGUGAAUAAGAAGUCGAAUGCCAAUCCGCUCGCUGCGCUGCAAAAACUCUGCGAAACCACUGAGAAGCCAUCAAUGAAGACGCGCAGCGCCACGACCAAUGGCAUCAGUCAUAAUUCGCAGCUAACCGGCAAUAUGAUGGCUUUCAGUUGGGCCUGCAAUGAUGCGGUGCAGAAUACGACCACCGAGUCCAUGAUCAAGUGUGCGCAAUGUGAUGCCGUUUUUAGCUCAAAGGGCGCCUAUCGUCAUCACUUCUCCAAAGUACAUUACAGCAAGGAGGAUGGUGAGUUAAAUGCUUUGGCUAAUGCCAUCAAAUCACCAUCAUCGCUGGCUUGCUCACCGAAAUCGGCUGGUGUUUCGCCGAAGAGCUCGUCGAAGAGUCCAGUGGGCGCGGGUAGCAUGAGCGCGCCCAUAAUUAAUCCAUACGGUGAGAGUUCACAAUCAAAGUUCCUCAAAUAUACCGAAUUGGCAAAGCAAUUGUCAUCGAAGAAUGCAUAAUGUGACACUUCGCGGCGCUAAGAAGUUUAUACAUACGAGUUUGUUCGGUAAGUUAUCAUAAUAUAUAAGCGAAUUAAAAGGGGUUAAUGAUUUUAAAAUAAUUUUUUGGCAAUCUUAGAGUAUUAUCGAUAACCUAUAACUUGUAAAUAUGUAUACAAAUAUUAUAACAAAAAUUUAUGCGAAAAAGUUAAAAUAUAACAUUAUAAUUACUAGUAUAUGUAAAGCAUUACUUGGCGCUCAACGACUUCACUCCAAUCAUAUAUUUUCACAUAAAAAAAAAUUGAGCAUAUUAAUUGCGAUUAUCAAUUUAAUAAAAAAAAGGUUAAAGAUGCAAUUUUUUUUUUGUUUACAAGUAAGCAUUAACUUACUGAAAUAAGUUAUAAAACAUCAUGAUUUACAAAAAAAAAAAUUUGUAAAGUGAUUGAUUGGUUAAUAAUUAACAACAUAUCUGCUUUCGAUUUAAUUUUUUACCCUAAAAAAAUUUCAAAAUGGUCUUUUAGUCCUUUUUGUACUACGUCAGUUACAUUCGGAUUAGGCAUAAAAUUUAGAACAAGACUUGAACUUCAGCUGCAUCUUGAGCACUAUUAUUAUUUUAUAACGGUAGUUAUAUUUACACGAAGCGUAAAUAAAGUUAGAUAUUAUCAUCAUAUCGAGUUCAUCCUCAACCUAAUCUCAGUUAAUAAUAUUUCAUACUCGCUGAAUAAACUUUAUUCAUUCCUUAAACCUUAAAGUUUUAUGCACCCUAACCUCAAAUAGUGCUAUCUUUUACCAGUUGAGCAAAUAUUUUUCAUUUCAACCUAAAAUUUUUUAACUAAAAGUAUUAUAAAGAAGUACUUGUUU
This is a messenger RNA of Bactrocera oleae (olive fruit fly), 7428 nucleotides long. It is a transcript of the gene tio, whose product is annotated as zinc finger domain-containing protein tiptop. Lineage: Eukaryota; Metazoa; Arthropoda; Insecta; Diptera; Tephritidae. The record is from RefSeq and is a predicted model, not a curated record. Gene Ontology annotation, molecular function: DNA binding; DNA-binding transcription factor activity, RNA polymerase II-specific. Gene Ontology annotation, biological process: regulation of transcription by RNA polymerase II. Gene Ontology annotation, cellular component: nucleus.